Molecule: messenger RNA, 994 nt
Organism: Rhagoletis pomonella (apple maggot)
Lineage: Eukaryota; Metazoa; Arthropoda; Insecta; Diptera; Tephritidae
Product: structural maintenance of chromosomes protein 3-like
Exons: 2
Coding region: 56-946 (296 amino acids)
Biological process (GO): mitotic sister chromatid cohesion
Molecular function (GO): cohesin loader activity; double-stranded DNA binding
Source: RefSeq, a predicted model, not a curated record
GGUUCAACAAGCAGUUCAUCUGCAAAAGACAUUACAGCAUGAAUUAGAGAACUGGAUGCGAAAAGAAAAAGAAGCAGAAGAAAAAAUUAAUGAAGACUCUAAAAAAGUGGAGAAAUGGGCAUCAAAAGAAAUUUUACUUAAUCAAAAACUGGACGAAUGUGCUGAAAAAAUUGCUAGCUUAGGUGCUCUACCACAGGUUGAUGGAGUUUAUAGUAAAAUGUCAUUAAAAUCACUUUUUAAGGAGCUUGAAAAAGCGAAUCAACAUCUUAAAAAGUAUAAUCACGUAAACAAGAAAGCUUUGGAUCAGUUUCUCAGUUUUUCUGAACAAAAAGAAAAGUUGUAUAAACGAAAAGAUGAAUUAGAUGUGGGAGAUCAAAAGAUUCGGGAACUAAUGAAGACUCUUGAAAUGCAAAAGGUUGAGGCCAUACAAUUUACUUUUAAGCAAGUUGCACAGAAUUUCACCAAAGUAUUUAAAAAACUUGUACCACAAGGUGCCGGCUAUUUAAUACUUAAAACAAAGGACAGUGAAGAUGAGAAAGAUGACAAAGAGGUGGCCAAUUCUGACGCGUUUACUGGAAUUGGUAUUCGCGUAUCCUUUACAGGAGUUGAUGCAGAAAUGCGAGAAAUGAAUCAGUUAUCUGGAGGCCAAAAAUCUUUGGUUGCGCUGGCAUUGAUUUUCGCAAUUCAAAAAUGUGAUCCAGCGCCCUUUUAUUUGUUCGAUGAAAUUGAUCAGGCGCUAGAUGCUCAACAUAGGAAAGCUGUAGCAGAUAUGAUACAUGAGUUAAGUGAUCAGGCACAGUUUAUUACAACAACAUUUAGACCAGAGCUUUUAGAAAAUGCUCAUAAAUUUUAUGGGGUUCGUUUCAGAAACAAAGUCAGUCAUAUUGAUUGUGUUACCAAGGAACAAGCGAAAGACUUUGUCGAGGAUGAUAACACACAUGCCUAGAUGUAAUAAAUUGGACUUAAAUACAUAAUAACCGUCAUAUAUCAAAAA